Messenger RNA from Aspergillus homomorphus CBS 101889, 1563 nucleotides. RefSeq lists its product as uncharacterized. Gene Ontology annotation, molecular function: phosphatase activity. NCBI's taxonomy places the organism in Eukaryota, Fungi, Ascomycota, Eurotiomycetes, Eurotiales, Aspergillaceae. Gene Ontology annotation, biological process: dephosphorylation. The transcript has 3 exons. The record is from RefSeq and is a predicted model, not a curated record. Bases 1 to 1563 code for a protein of 520 amino acids.
AUGCGGUCUUCACGCGAUGUCCUUCUAGCGCUCGCCGCUACAGUGCUGCAGACCACCACUCCAGUAUCAGCACAAACGCUGAAAGAACAGGUUUGGGCGGUCUUUGCCUAUACAUUGCACGGAGAUAGCAUACCGACAGCUCUUCCCCGCGAGAGUGUCGUGACACCUUAUGGCGCCAGUGAGCUGUACGCUGCUGGAUCUGCCUUCCGUGAUCGCUAUAUCGCCAUCAAUUCGGCGGACGUGAGUCCCAGUACAAGAAUCGAACGGAUUUCCUCCUAUGUACUCGCGGACGAGGAUAUCGAUAUCUUGACCACCACGGAUGCCUCCGUGAUUGCCUCUGCCCAAGCCUUCAUGCAGGGACUCUAUCCGAAUUUGAAUGAGACCUAUGAUUCCCAGUUCUUUGACCCAAUUUUCCACAUGUCGAAUGGCUCCGUGACCACUGGACCCUUGGGCGGUUAUCAGUAUCCUCGCAUCAUCAGCGCCAGCCUCGAUGACCCUCAAUCAGUGACCGUGGCAGGCCACCAGAACUGCAUGUUGCAUCAAACUGCCGACUCAGAGUACCAGAACAGCCCGGAGACUCAAGAAUUGAUACAGACUUCGGGGCCAUUCUUCAACCGUCUAUAUGAGUUCUCGUUGAGAGACACAUUCGACCGCUCAUCGGCCAACUACCUCAAUGCUGUUUCCAUCUCCGAAUUUCUGCAAUACCAACUUCUGCACAAUGAAACCCUUCUGCACAGCUUGAACGAGGACGACAUCAAGCUCGCCAAAUGGUAUGCAGACAAGUACACCUUUGCUACGAAUGGCAACACAACAUCAUCCAGUCCUAUCCAGAGCGGUAAUGUCCGCGCUAUUGCGGGCCGUACUAUGGCAUCUCGCGUCUUGGAUGUCUUCAACACCAACAUUCUCAAUCGGGGCGAUAGCAGCAAACUGACCUUCCUUUUUGGCAACCCCGAGCCAGCCGUGGCUCUUACCUCCCUUCUGCGGCUGGCAUCACCGCAGCAGUCAAACUUCUACUCGCGCCCCGCGCUUGGCGCAUCCAUCAUUCUCGAGCUCUUUAGUCUCGAAAGCGACGCCUAUCCCACCUAUCCCGACCCAACCAAGCUCUACGUGCGGUUUCUCCUACGCAACGGCACUGACGAGGGGGCUGAAUUCCGCCCCUACCCGCUCUUCGGCCUCAGCCCCAGCAACACUGAUGUCUCCUACUCGGAGUUUCAGGCAGAGUUGACCAAGUUUGCCCUCAACUCCACCGAAGCGUGGUGUCUCCAGUGCAGCUCUAGUUCGGCGGUGUUCUGCCCUGGGGUUCUGGAGGCUGAUGGAGUGAGCUCAACUCAGAAGAGCAGCAGCGGAGACAACAAUAUCACCCCAGCUGUGGCAGGUGUUAUCGGCGCAAUCGUUACCCUUGUUGUCAUUGGUAUGUUUGCUGCUGCGGGGUUCUUGUUCUUUGGCGUUCGGAUGAACCGGCAGUAUAAGUCGAAUCUCACCGAUGUCAAGGGAGGUAUCAAGCUGGCUAGCGACUCGAAUCUUCCUUUGCGGGAGAAUAUGGUCAAGUACAUAGCUGCAUGA